This is a messenger RNA of Penicillium coprophilum, 1026 nucleotides long. RefSeq names its product fungal specific transcription factor domain-containing protein. Gene Ontology annotation, biological process: DNA-templated transcription. Gene Ontology annotation, molecular function: DNA binding; zinc ion binding. NCBI's taxonomy places the organism in Eukaryota, Fungi, Ascomycota, Eurotiomycetes, Eurotiales, Aspergillaceae. The transcript is spliced from 3 exons. The annotation marks the transcript as partial. The record is from RefSeq and is a predicted model, not a curated record.
AUGGGCUCGGACGCUGCCGCUUGGCUACGUCACGGCAUGGCCUGCCGCAUGGCUUUGGAUAUGGGAUUCAAUCUUGAUCCCUCUGCUUUAUUACGCGCUGGGCAGAUUUCUUCAGAAGAAGCUCAAUUACGAACUCGGAUCUACUGGUCACUUUAUUGCACAGACAAAUUGUGGUCCACAUAUAGCGGACGCGUUUGCACCAUGCUUGAAUUCCAAUGCUCCGCUGCUCUGCCAUCAGCUCUGAAUUCUACCAAAGAAAGCAGCACACCUAGGGAACUCAAUUCCAGAGACAAAACUUUGCUUUCGACGCUUCAUUGUGAAUUAUCAAUCCACUCUCAGACGCUGGAGAAGAUAUUGGUCAAUAUUUAUGGCCCUAGGAAGAUAUCAUCCGGCGUAGAAAUGCAAUGUCUAUUUGACACAUAUCUACUCGAGCUCAAAAGGUGGAAGUAUUCCAUUCCUCCUGAACUGAAAGUGGAUCGGUCCACAAAGAAGAACAUGUUUCCCCAUGCCUUCAUACUCAACAUGACAUAUCACACAUCCAUCAUACUACUGUGCAAACCGUUUCUUCCCAAACAGAAACAAGGCUAUGGUUUAGCAGAACCACACAACGGGGUAGAAAAGGCUGCUGAAACCGCAAUUCUUCUCUGUGCUGAAUCUGCGAAAGAAAUAGCCAUCCUGAGUCAGCAAUAUCGAUCUACCUUUGGCAGCUUUCGAAGAAGCCCUGUCACGGCUACGCAUUGCACACUUUCUGCUGCUCUUGUGACCUUUCAGCUCCACCAUCUUGGACACACACAAGGUCAAACGUCCACAAAACAUCUGUUGGAAACCUUUUCAAAGACACUGGAGGAACUAUCGGAUUCUUGGUUUCCUGCCCGACGAUACUGGAACAGUAUUCGGCAAAUGGCUCAAGGCUUGAGGCGGGCAGGUGCUGGUGAAACAGAUAUUGUUCAGCCAACGGCAUUUGAUCUCCAAGCCACAUAUGGUACCCCGGAAAAUUUAUAUAUUCCACAACCAGAAACUCAGGGG